Mesorhabditis belari is the source of this 807-nucleotide messenger RNA. The record is from the annotation of a GenBank genome assembly. Lineage: Eukaryota; Metazoa; Nematoda; Chromadorea; Rhabditida; Rhabditidae.
AUGAUGCUGAAGCUCUUUAUUUUAUUCAACGUUUUUGCUGUUGUGUACAGUCAGACACCUCCCGCCUGCACAACUUGUCCUCCAAAUGGUAUUUGGUCGGACUGGGUUGCGGGGAGUUGCUCGGUGACUUGCGGUAUGUUCGGAACGAUGACACAAACGAGAACGUGCAUAUCGGAACCAUUGGGAUGUCCAUGUGAUGGAGCUUCCACCACUCGAAACUACCCUUGCCCUGUGUCUCCACUUUGCCUAGGAACAGCCACUCAGCAAUGUAAUCUUCCUUACAAAAAGUGGGGUAACCCGGCCACCAGGAAAAACGAGUGCGGAAAUGUGACCGCUCAAUCGGACGACUAUGUGACUCCAUCUUGCACGAUGAACGGACCUGCGUGUAACUUCUGUUCUUUGACCAACCCCAGCGUGACGAUCGUUAAUGAGCCGGACUCGGAGGUCGGCACUGCUUCAUUUGCAAGUGACGUCAUCACAACAGAUGCAAGCGGUUGUUCAGUGAGGACAUUCACUUGCACAGCUCUUGAAGGAUGGGGAGCCAUAAUCAAUGUAAACCACGAAAGUGGUACGUUGUUGGCUGUGCAGAGCUCGUGCAAUACUUGUGAGGGGGCGGCAUGCGAUGGCUGUUCGAAUACGGUCUCUUUCUCAGUCACAUGCAACAACAAUACAGCUUGGCCUUUCGAGCUAGGCGGCACAUUCGAGACGUUGACACAAAUUGGAUGUCAAGCGCUCACUUGUGAGAACAUGUGUGCGACGUGCGGAACGUGUGACGCGUGCGGAGCGUGUGAGGCGUGCGGAACGUGC